AAAGUUUCCGUUGAGUCGGAAAAAUCCUUCUAAUCCUUGUAUAGGGCCCGACCAGUUAAUUAAAUACCCAAUGCUGUAGAAAAGAAAUAUUGUUGUCCUUUGUUUCAUUAGAAGUUACGAAGAUCAAUGUUGCUAGGAGUGUGGGGACCCAUAUCAUAAACUAUUAUUCAAAGCAAUCGAUGCAAAAACAACUCCUGAAAAAGUAGCAUGAGCCAUAUUUGGGGGCCGAGCAUGGACAGAAACUGAACCAUUUGCUAAUUCAAAUUAAAUCCUACCAUUAUGGCGAGCUUGCAAGGUAGACAGGAGUAGUAAAAGUCAUUGGACAUCGUCAAUUGAACCCCAGAUAGUGUAAAACCAUUGCUUAAAUAAUAUUAUCUAUUGCUUGAUUAUAUGGUGUGAAUUUCAUUUCAAUGUCAAGGUUCUCUCUUCUUGUAAUCCCAUCAAUCACAGGUCCUACAACUUUUCGAAAGACUAUUCAAUCCAUUUUGAGCUUGAAUCUUUUGCGCAAUGUCAGGAAUUCGACUACUCCGUAUGCCUCAGCCUCAAGAAAUCUGGUGGGCAUGAUUGAUAUUGCCGAGAAGAAACACAGCGACCACAUUAAAGCCAAUAGAAAAGUGGGUGUAAGGGUGUUUUCUGUAUUUGCAAUGGAGGAUCCCAGAUUGAAGGAUUUUUUCGGGUUUCUGGAUUCAUUGAAGAAUUAUGAAAAAGAAGGGGUACCCAAAGGGGCUGGUACUGAUACGGAUGAGGGCUUUGAUUUGCGGAGAAUGGAGAGGCUCGUUCAACUUCUGGGGAAUCCCCUUUCUCGUUAUCCGGUUGUGCAUAUUGCAGGUACCAAGGGAAAAGGAUCAACAAGUGCAUUUAUUGGUAGCAUUUUACGUGAAGGUGGCUAUUCUGUUGGUCUUUAUACAAGUCCGCAUCUUAAAACAAUUCGAGAACGCAUAGUCAGUGGAAGAAAGGCUGAAAUCAUAUCAGUGGAGAACCUUCAAAAUCUCUUUCAAGAUGUUCAGGACAUUCUGAACAAGGCAUUACAAACGGAACACUUAUCUCUGACUCAUUUUGAGGUUAUGACAGCAUUGGCUUUUAAGUACUUUGCUCAGCAGGGAGUUGAUAUUGCAGUGGUAGAGGCUGGUCUAGGUGGAGCACGCGAUGCCACCAAUGUUAUACACAGCAAGGGGCUUUCUAUGUCUGUUAUCACAACAAUUGGGAUGGAACAUAUGGAUGCCCUGGGAGGUUCUCUAGAGAGCAUUGCAAUUUCAAAGUCAGGCAUCAUCAAAGAAGGAUGCCCAGUGAUACUUGGUGGUCCAUUUGAACCACGAAUUGAGUAUAUUCUUCGCAAGACAGCGGCCUCAAUGAAUGCACCAGUAACAUCAGCAUUUGGUCCUGGGAUUAAUAGUACAAUUACCAAAUUAGAUUCCACAAGUGAUCAACCAUGUCAAUAUGCUGAUAUUUUGGUCAAGCUUGAUGAAAAUGAUCCACAAACGACAAUUGAAUUAUUUGGCGUGAGGCUUCGCAUGAUUGGAUACCACCAACUGCAGAAUGCAGUUACAGCCGUAUGUAUUGCUCUUUGUCUUCGUAGCCAAGGCUGGAGAAUUUCCAGUGACUCAAUUCGUGCUGGUCUAGAGAAUACAAAUUUAUAUGGAAGAUGCCAGUUUUUAACACCUAAGCAAGUUGAGAUGCUUGGUAUCAGUGGUGCAACUGUUGUUCUUGAUGGAGCACAUACAGAAGCGUCUGCCAAAGCUUUAGCAACUACAAUUAGGAUGCUGUAUCCAGACAAACUGUUGGCCUUUGUCAUAGCUAUGGCAAAUGAUAAAGAUCAUUCAUCUUUUGCUGAUCAUCUCAUUUCAGGUGCACGACCAAACGUAGCUAUUUUCACAGAGGUUAGUGUGGCUGGAGGAAAUAUUCGAACAACACCAGCUUCUUCGUUGUUGAGCACUUGGAUGCACAUUGCACAAGGACAUAAUUUUUUGGUCACUGAGAUGGCUGAAAAGCAAAUUUACAAUCUGCCUGAUGAUUUUAGUGAUCCGAAUUCACAAAGAACUUUUCCUGAUAAACCGUGUUUACUGGUUGCCAAAGAACCCGACUUUGUGGAAGCUGUAAAGAGGGCUGGAAAUUUGCUGAAACUUUUGAAUAAUGAAUGCAGUGGCAUUAUAUGUGUUACCGGGUCAUUGCAUUUAGUAUCGACAGUAAUAUCUCAUUUACAUGAUUAACACCCGUGUAACCAGUAACCGUUUUAAAAGUAAUAUCUAUGCUGUGCAAUUCUUCUGUUAAAAGAUGUGGUAUGUAUUGAUAUAAUGAUUGGAAAAGUACA
This is a messenger RNA of Cryptomeria japonica (Japanese cedar), 2308 nucleotides long. RefSeq names its product dihydrofolate synthetase. Gene Ontology annotation, biological process: tetrahydrofolylpolyglutamate biosynthetic process. The record is from RefSeq and is a predicted model, not a curated record. The transcript is spliced from 10 exons. Gene Ontology annotation, molecular function: tetrahydrofolylpolyglutamate synthase activity; ATP binding. Bases 411 to 2207 code for a protein of 598 amino acids. NCBI's taxonomy places the organism in Eukaryota, Viridiplantae, Streptophyta, Pinopsida, Cupressales, Cupressaceae. Gene Ontology annotation, cellular component: mitochondrion; cytosol; cytoplasm.